UACACUCAAUCGAACCAUGUUAUUGAUGACACAAACGAAGAGCAUUGAACAUGCAUCUAUUGUUUUUGUGUGUAAAAAUAGGUACAGUCGAUUGCUGCGCAUAACAGUAUUAGACGCCAACUUGAAUUGAUUGAAAAUUUAUUCCCUUCAGCAGAUCAUUAAUACAAAUAAAAUAUGAACAGUUGUGAGCCACUGGUGUCAGUGGAAUUUGAAGUUUUUGGUAAAGUACAAGGAGUUUCCUUCACCAAAUACUGCAAAGAAAUGUGUGAAGAACUCAAUUUGGGAGGAUGGGUGAAGAAUACCAAAAAAGGUACAAUUCAGGGAAAAUUGCAAGGAUAUAGGUCGAACAUUGAAAACAUGGUUACGUGGCUGUCAACCACAGGUUCGCCAGGAAGCAAAAUAGAUCACUGUGAACUUGCAAACUGGCAAAACCUUGCAAAGCCCGAUUACCAAGGAUUCCAAAUUAGAUUUUAAGAUAAAAAUACUCAAAGGUUAUGAGAUGUUGACUUGCAAACUUAUUUAUUACAGGAGAAACAAUAAAUUAUGGACCAAGAGUUA
Messenger RNA from Leptinotarsa decemlineata (Colorado potato beetle), 558 nucleotides. RefSeq names its product acylphosphatase-2. Gene Ontology annotation, molecular function: acylphosphatase activity. NCBI's taxonomy places the organism in Eukaryota, Metazoa, Arthropoda, Insecta, Coleoptera, Chrysomelidae. The record is from RefSeq and is a predicted model, not a curated record.